AUGAAGAUCGACAACUCUGGCGAUCAGGAUGUUCAUAUGGACACUUCUAUCCUUUGUGGAAGAACUAGACAUGAGGCUGCUACGAUGGAGCAGACUAUUCGCGACAUUAUGCGAACAACAACCUCUGAAGGCAUUUUUGAUCGUGACGACGAUAUUUUAAUCAUGUAUUCAGAUUUGAUGGUUAUGAACGAAGAUACACUCAACAACAUGAUCAGAUGUUCGGUUUGUCUUGAAAUCUACAACGAAACAAGCCGCCAGCGAGCCUGCAUAACUGAAUGCUGCCAUCAGGCCUGCAUUAGAUGCAUAAUGAUGCAAAUCAACGGAGCGAGCUCAGGUGAUUCAAACUCAACCGUCAAGAGAGAACUUAACUGUCCGGUCUGCCGCAAGGUCUUCAGAGCGAAACAAGUCUUGAAGCUUUUCUAA
Messenger RNA from Oikopleura dioica, 423 nucleotides. NCBI's taxonomy places the organism in Eukaryota, Metazoa, Chordata, Appendicularia, Copelata, Oikopleuridae. The record is from the annotation of a GenBank genome assembly.